AUGGAUGAGGAAAGUCAUCCGAGGGAGAGAUCUGAUGCUCAGCCACGCUCACCAGCCAGGACCCGAGCUGCCACCAAUGCGGAUUAUAUCUCACCCAUGAGAACAUCCGUUGAGAAUGGCAGUGGUACCCGGCGAUAUAGCUCAUACUCUCGCGCAGCGCACGCAGGCAAACCCACCCUAGCUGGACCUGAUGGAACACCCCAGUUGCGGUUGGCCCAGGAGCCCUUCGUACAGCCGGGGUACGCCGAUUUAAACCCAUCUUAUGAACAAGCCUCCAACGCCAGACCAGUCUGGUCUCUGGCAAAGCCGUUACCCCGCGUGGUGCGGCCGAGCAUGGUGCCCACCAAGGAUGAGCUCUUGCAGAACCUGUCAAAUGCCCAGCAUCCUACGGAGAACUCACAAAGACUCGGGCUUGACGUGGACCCAAAUGAUAUUGAGCAGGGUCGCAUUGAUAAGUUUACCGACCCGCGUAAGAUGGCUGCCCAAGUUGAGGAUGCUCGUCUGCAGCGUGAGAAUAAUUUCAUGAAUAAGAUCCUCACUGGGGAUGGCACCUCCGCUAGACAGACUUCGCGCAUGUCGCGUACCUCCUCGGCCAGGGGAAGACGCCCUUUGGCCUGGGAUCUGGCCCCAGAUCAACUGUCGACUGUGCAGGAAGGAGAUUCUCCGGACAACGAUGCAUCAGAGGAGCGGCCGGAGCUCGAUGGUGAUCAAUUGGAGAAUCAAAACCUGGGUGCAACACUGGACGCACUCUUGGAUAUUCCCGAGCUGGAGAAGGCAGUGCACAACAACCACACCACCUGGUCGGUCAUUCGUACGCACCACCGUGAGGUUCUCGCGGAGGGCCUGGGUGUGUUUGCCCAGCUCACUAUGGGUUUCUGUGUCAACUUGUCUGUCACCGUUGCUGACCAGGGCAAUCCCAACACAACCGCCUGGGCCUGGGGCUUGGCGACUAUGAUGGCCAUCUACAUCUGUGGUGGUGUUUCCGGUGCCCACCUCAACCCCGCCGUGACCAUGGUGUUGUGGUUCUUCCGUGGCUUUCCCAAACGCAAGAUGCCCGAGUACUUUGCUGCUCAGUUCAUUGCUGCCUUUUGCGCUGCUCUUGUUGCGUAUGGAAUCUAUUACGAAGCCAUUCAAAACUACCUCUACCACAAUCCGGACACCGGUAUUAUUAACAGUUUUGUGACGAAUUCGCGUGCAGCUUGGGUUGGUUCUACCACAGCGUUCUUCAAUGAGUUUAUGGGUACGGCCCUUUUGAUCGUCACCAUUCUGGCCCUUGGCGAUGACCAGAAUGCUCCACCUGGUGCUGGUAUGAAUUCACUGAUUAUUGGGUUGGUCAUUACUUGUCUGAGCAUGUGCUUUGGCCACCAGACCGGAGCGGCAUUCAACCCGAGUCGGGACUUUGGUCCGCGGCUUGCGCUUCUCGCCGUCGGCUACCCUAACACUCUUUUCACUGACCCUUACUGGUUGUAUGGGCCUUGGGUUGGGGCCCUGAGUGGUGGGUUUGUGGGCGCUUUCCUAUAUGACUUCUUCAUCUUCACCGGUGGUGAAUCCCCCCGUCAACUACCCACUUGA
Molecule: messenger RNA, 1572 nt
Organism: Penicillium mononematosum
Lineage: Eukaryota; Fungi; Ascomycota; Eurotiomycetes; Eurotiales; Aspergillaceae
Product: MIP/aquaporin family protein
Exons: 4
Coding region: 1-1572 (523 amino acids)
Biological process (GO): glycerol transmembrane transport; water transport
Cellular component (GO): plasma membrane
Molecular function (GO): water channel activity; glycerol channel activity
Source: RefSeq, a predicted model, not a curated record